Molecule: messenger RNA, 2327 nt
Organism: Hippoglossus stenolepis (Pacific halibut)
Lineage: Eukaryota; Metazoa; Chordata; Actinopteri; Pleuronectiformes; Pleuronectidae
Gene: rhbdl2
Product: rhomboid, veinlet-like 2 (Drosophila)
Exons: 8
Coding region: 531-1427 (298 amino acids)
Cellular component (GO): membrane
Molecular function (GO): serine-type endopeptidase activity
Source: RefSeq, a predicted model, not a curated record
UGGCACGCUGGGAGCCAACAGGUAGAAGACGUGAUAGUGUUGUUGGCGUCGCUGCAGCUCAGUCCGCACGCUGAUCUUCUUUACAGAUCCAGAUCCUGCAGCAGCUCAGAGGAAGAGACGAGCAGCUGAGGUUUGUUUGGUCUGAGGAAGGAAACGUGCAGCAGGAAAAAACCAAUGGAGGAACUAUAAUUAUCUACAAGCGCCUCUUUCCUCCUCCUCGUCUUUCUGUCGAUCUCUCAGGGACGGAGGGAGAAGACCCAGCGGGUUGUCUGGGAACAGAAACGUGGAGGAAUGAAAACAUAGAUUCUGAACAGAGUCUGUAUGAGCACGUGCACACUGAGCAGUCUGAGUUAGUUUAGAGGAAUCAGCUUGUUUGUUUGUUUGUUUGUUUGUAUGCGUUUGGGAUCAAGCGGAGUCUUCUGCUCUCUUCCUGCUGUCGAAGCUUCAGUCCUGCCCCUGCUGGUGGAGACAAACGGCAUCACCUCCAGGUCUCAUAUUACACGCUGUGCUCUUGAAGGACUGCUGCAGCGAUGGGCGACAUUGACGUCGAGGAGCUGGAGCCGUUUCCCCUGGACCGAGAUGGGAAGCCCCUGAGGAUCGAGGGGGACCAGCCCGACGGCCUCAGGAAGCUCGGGUGCUGCGAGAAGUUCCAGCGGACCGUCUCCAAGUGGAUGCUUCCGGAGGACCUGCGCAGCAAGUACCUGGAACGUACCAGCUGCUGCCCGCCCCCCAUCUUCAUCAUCCUCAUCAGUAUCGGAGAGUUGGCCGUGUUUAUCUACUACGCCGCGUGGAAACCUCAGAAGCAGUGGGUGACCCUGGAUGAAGGCAUCUGGACCAGCCCCCUGACCUACAAGCCUGAGAACAGACAGGAAGCGUGGCGAUUCGUCUCCUACAUGUUUGUCCACGCAGGUGUGGAGCACAUUCUGGGGAACCUGCUGAUGCAGCUGCUGCUGGGAAUCCCACUGGAACUGGUCCACAAGGGGUUUGAAGUGGGGAUGGUUUACCUUGCUGGAGUCCUGGCUGGCUCUUUGGCCAGCUCCAUCUUUGAUCCUCUCAGUGCGCUGGUGGGGGCCUCAGGGGGAGUCUACGCUCUAAUAGGAGGUUACUUCAUGAAUGCAGUGGUGAAUUUCCGAGAGAUGAUUCCUCUCAUGGGGGUGGUUCGGAUCCUCAUCAUAGUGAUCAUCGUCGGCACAGAUUUCGGAUUCGCCUUCUACAGAAGAUUUGCAGGCGAUGAGGCUGGAAUGAAGGUGUCCUUUGUGGCUCAUUUUGGUGGAAUCGUGGCGGGUAUGACCAUCGGCUACGUCUUCUUCAGUGCUUACAACAAGAAGCUGCUCAAGGACCCACGCUUCUGGCUGUGCAUCGUCGGCUACGCCGUCUUCGUCAUCUUUGCCGUGCUCUUCAAUAUCUUUCUGUCAACAGCGCCGUAGCUUUUAAAAAACACUAAAAGUCUUAUUGUCAGACUGAGGAAGCUGUUUUUUACCAAUGUGCUGUUGUGUUUCAGAGCAAAGUUGCUUCUCAGAGAUUUUGUAAAUGUAAAGUUGUUUUAGUUUUUUAAUCUAAUUCAUUUUGUGAGUUCAAAUGGAAGGGUGCCCCCUACGGUUUUGGUGCUGCAUUGCAACAUGCAUCUUUUAUUUUAGACAAAGGUGAUAUUGAAAUGUGCCUUUUUAGAGGGAAAGAAUUUUAUCUGAUGUGUCUCUUUUUACAAGUAUGUUCCUUGUUCUAUUUAGUUUUUUAGAUUUCAGUCACUUGAUGUGUGACCUCACUAACGAGAAGAGAGUUUACGCAGAUGUCUCAGGAACAAAGGGGUGAAUGUCUAAAAUGUUGGUAUUUCCCUUUCCUUAUGUAAGCGAACCAACUGAUUUACCAACAGGCCUUGGCUCAAUGCCGCAGUGUAGUUAGAGUCACAUCCUGUAUGCGUGUGGAGUUGAUUAAUUUUCCUGACAUACUUUUUUAAUCUUAAACAAACAUCCAGCUCUAGUUUAACUUGUCAGGAAUACAUUUAAAUUAUAAGGAAGUUUUCUAUUCCCUGAAUCUAUUGAUUAAAACUUUAAUAUAACUGGUCCUAUUGAUUUUUGUUGUGAACAUAAUUCAUGAUAAAGACUGUUUUCUGUUUGAUACAGCAGGGACUCUGUAUAUAUAUGGAAACAACUGCUUUUUCUGUUUUUACUGAAGUAUCAGUGUCAUUCAGUCAAUUCAGUUCAUUUUCAAAUAUCACAAACUUGUUUGUCUCGACCCUGAAACACUGAGAAAUGUUUUAUGCACAUUCAAGAAAUGUGACGUCUAGAUUUCACUUUGUUUCUUUGAUUAAAUAUAUGUUGCUAAAGUGA